Molecule: messenger RNA, 1538 nt
Organism: Teleopsis dalmanni
Lineage: Eukaryota; Metazoa; Arthropoda; Insecta; Diptera; Diopsidae
Exons: 8
Coding region: 28-1500 (490 amino acids)
Biological process (GO): actin cytoskeleton organization
Cellular component (GO): plasma membrane
Source: RefSeq, a predicted model, not a curated record
AAGAUAAAGUAAAAAUAAAUAAACAAAAUGCUUGUAAAUACAACAACAACAACGACAUCUUCAUCGGCACCCACGCCGGGCUCAUCGUCAUCGACCAGCAAUACAUUGGAACCAUCACCGCAAACAUUGCCAAGCGCAAAUAAUUCCCGCCCACCAUCACGCGCCCCCUCCAUUCUUGAUAGUCCAACUCUGGCACGUGUGGAACGUGCACGCCUGAGAUUGGAGGCAUCAAGCCAUCAGCAACUGCAUCACCAAUACAACAGUUGCGGUAUCGGUGGUGGCGGUAGCGGUAGCGGUGGCGGUGGUGGCAGCAAUGGAAAUAGCAUUGCAACAACCAUGAAUCGUGAAGACAGUCUGGAACGCAGCAUAUUGGAUCCAAAGCAAUCACUGUUAGCUGGACGCAUUCCGGUUGCCUCAAUGACUGGUCCAAUUAAACGCGGCCUUCUAUGGCAACAACGAGACCGUCUGUUUUCACGUUGGAAAGAAAGGUAUAUAAUGCUAACGAGGAAAUAUCUUCACAUAUUUAAGAAGAUUACAUCAAUCAAAAAACUUUACUUAUAUUUUUUGCAUUUUUUUUUAUUUCAGGUUAAAUUGGUUGACGUUGAAAAGGUGGAGUGGCUAAAUCGCCGUUCCUAUAGCGCCAUUGGUUUGUUAUUGGGCCGUGAAGGAAGAGUUUUAUUACGUUGCGACGAUGGCCUCGAAGAUUGGUAUGAACUUUUAGAGGAAUGUACUUUAACUUCUAAAGAGCGUCGACGUGCCUUAAAAAUUGCACAAGGGCCUCGUUCUCGUGCUUCAUUGGCCGCGCCAGUUUCACAUGCUUCAUUGCAAAAUCAUCACUUCGGCCUGGGCGGGACAUAUUCGAGUGCUUUUGAUGAUUGGUUAAUGACGAGUGGUAGUGGCGCAGGUCGAUUAAAGCUAGGCACUGGCAGUGUAAGCGGUUUCGCUGGCAAUAAUCCAUUUCUGUUCUCUGAUUCAGUGCCAGAUUUAAGUGCUUUAAAUAACAAGAAUCAGAAUCAUAUAAGUGGCAUGUCCACGAAUCAUUCAACACCACAGAAAAUACCCUACUCUUCAGCAAAUAACGCAAAUUUAAGUCGCUAUUCUAAUGGUUACUCACCACAGAACAGUUCUUUCUCCAAUUGCACCGGCUUAUAUGGUUCACCACGACGCAUAUUUAUUAACAGCAGUUUCGGUUCCAAUCAUGUUGUUGAUGAGGAAGCUGAAGAUGGGGAAGUACUGUUAAGACGUCCACGAAUUUCUCGCAACAACAAUACCGAAAAUGGAAAUGAACUGGAUCGUGACUGGUUGUAUCGGAAACCCAGAGCACCUACUGACAUGCGUCACUCUGUGCAACCAAUGCUAUCAACAUCUACUAAUGGAAAUGGUAUCAACAAUGCUAACCAUAGUCAUCAAGCCGAUUUGGACUAUUCGGCACAUGACAGCGGACUUGAUACAUCUUCAUCCACACAUCGUCCGUCCAGCUAUAGACGACAGGGAUUUUAGAGGUAAUGAUUGAGUUAUAAUCUUGUAAAAGCAGUGAU